This is a messenger RNA of Striga hermonthica, 753 nucleotides long. Lineage: Eukaryota; Viridiplantae; Streptophyta; Magnoliopsida; Lamiales; Orobanchaceae. The record is from the annotation of a GenBank genome assembly.
AUGUCUGGUGAUCUGAAUGACCACGAGAGCUUGGUGAAGGCGAUAAAGCUAGUCGACGUUGUUAUAUCCGCCGUGGGCACCCUGCAAGUGGCUGAUCAGGACAAGAUUGUUGCUGCUAUUAAGGAAGCUGGGAAUGUCAAGAGGUUUUUCCCGUCAGAAUUCGGGCCUGAUAUGGAUCGGUCUCGAGCUGUGGAGCCUGCGAAGUCGAUGAUUUUCGACAUGAAGGCCCGUCUCCGCAGGACUAUUGAGGCCGAAGGCAUUCCAUAUACAUAUGUGGUGUCUCACUACUUCGCCGGCUACUCACUGCCGACAUUCAUUCAGCCUGGCGCAACAGCUCCUCCUAGAGACAAAGUGGUCAUCUUAGGAGAUGGCAAUGCCAAAGUUGUGUUCAAUUACGAGGAAGACAUUGGGACGUACACGAUCAAGGCUGUGGAUGAUCCAAGGACUCUGAACAAGAUCCUCUACAUUAAGCCUCCCAAGAACAUAUACUCGUUCAACGAGCUCGUGGCUUUGUGGGAGAAGAAAAUUGGCAAGACUCUAGAGAAAGAGUAUGUUCCAGAGGAACAAGUGCUUAAGCAGAUCCAGGAAUCACCGGCUCCGCUUAAUGUAAUAUUGGCCAUUAACCACUCGAUUUUCGUAAAGGGAGAUCAUACUUACUUUGAAAUCGAGCCGUCAUUUGGAGUUGAGGCUACGGAAAUUUAUUCAGAUGUCAAGUACAAAACUGUGGAGGAGUACCUUGAUCAGUUUGUGUGA